AUGACGAGUUACGGUGCUCGUAAUAUCCAUUAUCUAUUAAGAUUAAGCAAACAUCACACACUAUUGGAUGUCUUAGACAUCUAUGCGGCCUUACCUCACUAUAUGCCUAGGUACAGUGCUAGUCAUUCCAGUUGCCUAGUAACAAGGAGGAGAAAGAUCGUUUCCAGUCCUUAUUUUGAAGGGAAGGACCUGUUGCCUUCUCUCAAGAAAAAAACAAAAUGGAUUCCUCCAAAGUCUCCUUAUAAUUUAGUGCAAGAAAGUUUAUUUCAUGAUCCAUGGAAAUUGCUGGUUGCAACAAUAUUCCUCAAUCGGACUACUGGUAAAGCUGCAAUUCCAAUUCUAUGGCAGUUCUUCACCAAAUGGCCCUCAGCUGUGGAAACAAUCAACGCUGAUUGGAAAGAGAUAGCCAAUUUGAUUCACCCUCUAGGACUUUAUGAUAAAAGAGCUAAAAUGUUGAUCAGAUUUUCUGAAGAAUAUAUUCAUAAAAACUGGAAAUAUCCUAUAGAAUUAUAUGGGAUUGGGAAAUAUGGGAAUGAUUCUUAUCGAAUAUUUUGUGUCAAUGAGUGGAAACAGGUAAAACCUGAAGACCACAUGUUGAAUAAAUAUCAUGAUUGGUUGUGGCAGAAUUAUAAACAAUUAGAUUUAUAG
This is a messenger RNA of Saccoglossus kowalevskii, 648 nucleotides long. RefSeq lists its product as uncharacterized. Lineage: Eukaryota; Metazoa; Hemichordata; Enteropneusta; Harrimaniidae. Gene Ontology annotation, cellular component: nucleus. Gene Ontology annotation, biological process: base-excision repair. Gene Ontology annotation, molecular function: DNA binding; catalytic activity. The record is from RefSeq and is a predicted model, not a curated record.